UGGAGCCCGUGGGUGAAGCACUGAGGAAAUGGCUUUGACUCUCGACCUGCUGGGGAAGUGUUCGCUUCCUGGAGCUGGCCCGAAAGAACUUAAAAAAGCAGCGAGUUUCUGGGAGCGAGUCUGAGCCAGUGUCGUUCAGUUCAAGGGCACGAGGAACUCGGAGUGGUUCCGGUACAUGGAUUCCAGGACGGGGAACGAGGAUAGAUGAGCCGUUGACCGGCUUGGAAGAAACGCACUGUCCGUCUGUCUAAAAUCACUUGUAACAACCAAACCAAACACAAUGAAUUCAACGCUGCUUUCCCAGAUCGAAAACCAUUCAAUAGCCCAUAAUUUCUCAGGGAGGAAUUCCCAGCUUUUGGCUUUUGAAGAUGACGACUGUCACCUGCCCCUGGCCAUAAUAUUCACAUUGGCUCUGGCUUAUGGAGCGGUCAUCAUUCUCGGGGUGUCUGGAAACCUGGCCUUGAUCAUAAUCAUCUUGAAACAAAAGGAGCUGAGGAACGUCACCAACAUCCUGAUCGUGAACCUCUCCUUCUCGGACCUGCUCGUGGCCGUCAUGUGCCUCCCCUUCACGUUCGUCUACACGCUGAUGGACCACUGGGUCUUCGGCGAGGCCAUGUGCAAGCUGAACCCUUUCGUGCAGUGCGUCUCCAUCACCGUGUCCAUUCUCUCCCUGGUGCUCAUCGCCGUGGAGCGGCACCAGCUGAUCAUCAACCCGCGCGGGUGGAGGCCGAGUAACAGGCACGCGUACGUGGGCAUCGCCAUCAUCUGGCUCCUCGCCGUGGCGUCUUCGCUGCCCUUCCUCAUCUACCAAGUCCUGACCGACGAGCCCUUCCAAAACGUCUCGCUGGACGCCUUCAAGGACAAGUACGUGUGCUUCGACAGGUUCCCGUCGGACUCGCACAGGCUGGCCUACACCACGGUCCUCUUGGUGCUGCAGUAUUUUGGCCCGCUCUGUUUUAUAUUUAUUUGCUACUUCAAGAUAUACAUACGCUUAAAACGGAGGAACAACAUGAUGGACAAGAUGAGGGACAGCAAGUACCGGUCCAGCGAGACCAAGAGGAUCAACAUCAUGCUGCUGUCCAUUGUGGUGGCCUUCGCCGUGUGCUGGCUGCCGCUCACCAUCUUCAACACCGUGUUCGACUGGAACCACCAGAUCAUCGCCACGUGCAACCACAACCUGCUCUUCCUGCUCUGCCACCUCACCGCCAUGAUCUGCACCUGCGUCAACCCCAUCUUCUACGGCUUCCUCAAUAAGAACUUUCAGAGAGACUUGCAGCUCUUCUUUAACUUCUGCGAUUUCCGGUCUCGGGACGACGACUAUGAGACCAUUGCCAUGUCCACCAUGCACACGGAUGUUUCUAAGACUUCUCUGAAGCAAGCAAGCCCAGUCGCAUUUAAAAAAAUCAACACUGAUGAUAACGAAAAGAUCUGAAACUGUGUGUAGCAUAAGGUCCCAGGUGGCAUCUGUUUAAAAAUAAGCACAACCUGCAGCAAACUUUCAUGGCCCGAAGGACUGGGCUUGAAAUCCUCCGAGAAAGACCAAGAUUUUCUUGUCUUGCUUUCUAGCGCUUUUAGUACAGUGGUUAUGAUUAUGUUUGGAACAAAGGUAUAGGCUUUGGAAUUUCCUGGCUAUCAUUUUGACCAGACUUCCUUGAAGUGCUUUUUGUGAAUUUAUGCAUAUAAUCUACAGACUUUUCUACUGUAUUUAUUGGAAUGAAAUUAAAGUAUUAUCCUUAACCGACUCGGACGCACUAGCCAUCUGAUACUCUCACUAGAUUGGGUC
Messenger RNA from Tupaia belangeri chinensis (Chinese tree shrew), 1783 nucleotides. It is a transcript of the gene NPY1R, whose product is annotated as neuropeptide Y receptor Y1. The transcript has 3 exons. The record is from RefSeq and is a predicted model, not a curated record. NCBI's taxonomy places the organism in Eukaryota, Metazoa, Chordata, Mammalia, Scandentia, Tupaiidae. Gene Ontology annotation, cellular component: neuron projection; plasma membrane. Gene Ontology annotation, biological process: G protein-coupled receptor signaling pathway. Bases 281 to 1432 code for a protein of 383 amino acids. Gene Ontology annotation, molecular function: neuropeptide Y receptor activity; neuropeptide binding.